GCAAAGAUACAACCAGUGGACCAUGGCCACAGCUCUUAGAGCUCCUUGAGCUGGAGCCGUCUCAUACCAUGCUCCCGAAGUCGUCCCAGCUUCUGGCGUGGAUUGAGACGCAUGAAAAGGCCUUUGAGGAAGGUUCCCUGGAGCAUUGGAUUGCCUACAGAAUCGCCACAUGUCUUGAGCAAGAGCUUGAGGAUGCGGAAGGAGUCCGCACUGUGGCUGCCCAGCUCCAGAUACCACGGAAGCAAAAUGGUCGAGGGGACUUCUGCUUUCUGGUUGCAAACAUAACCACCCACCGACGAGAGAUCCACACGUGGAUCGGUCAGCAAAGUGCUGAUGCUUUUGCCAUUCAGGAAACUCACCUCCUCCCUCAGCCUAUGAAGGAAGCGCAGAUCAACUAUGAUCGAGGCAAGUGGAGCACCAAUGGUAUCCCGGCCCACGACACUGGCAAGGGUACGUCUGGAGGUCUGCUUCUAGGGGCCAAAACCCACAUCAAUAUGCGGGAAGGACCCAGAUUUUCCAUUCAGGGAAAGGGCUUUCUGUUUGGGGUUUUCCGUUUUCCAGGCUACGAUAUAGCCAUUGGAACUGUCUAUCUUGAGAGUGGAGUCGGACCCGACUCUGGGCUGAACCCCAGGAUCUUGGCGGAAUUGAUGACGGUCAUUGAGUCCUUUUCCUGCUGCUGGAUUUUGGCGGGUGAUUGGAACUGCUCGUGGGAUGAUCUCCAGCAAUCCUCUUUUCCCCGCCUUUCACAGGCAGGGGUGGUCCUGCCCGAUCAGGCUACCACCACCCAGGGCAGUACCCUGGACUAUGCCCUCUGUUCGCGUGAGCUGGUGGGCCUGCUCGUUCCCACAGUCACGUGGGACGUCCCCUUUCGUCCCCACGCUGGUAUUUCCUACAACCUGCAGGUCAGUGGCUUGGGCACCCCUGUCCUGCAGUCCAAGGUGUUUACCAGAGGAUGCCUGGAACAACCCAGAGACCUGCCCCGACCACCCGACCCCUGUCGAGUCUCUUUCCUUCUAGAGGAAGCGUCUUCACACCCGAGAGAUACCUCGUGGGGUGGCUUUGUUAGAUGGCUGGAGGCCACCACGUGUGAAGAUGGAGAACAGGGCCGAGCAUGGAGGGUCGAGGCUGAGUUCAAACCUCUGGUUAGGCCCACCUCCCCAGACUAUCCAUGGAUGGGUCGCAAGCAUGGAUUUUGGAGUCGGUUGGCGCUUUGGGUUUCCCAGGCGGCCAUGAACAAACUCAAUACCAGGGUCAUCCCUGCGGUCCUGCGGCACCUGGAGCAAGAGGACCAAGACCUUGAGCUUGAGGGCAUUGAUGUCCCAGCUCUCAGAUCAUGUCUGUACGAAGCCAUCAAAGCAGGUGCCGUGCCCUCUCAAACCCUCCUCGAUGACUUAAAAAAGGCCACCACGGCUAGGCCCUACCGGGACCUCCCGCUUGAGAUCCGGCCUCAUGCCAGAAGGGCCGCUUGGAUGCACCUGUGGCAGCCAACUUCGACAGUUCGCUUGGGCAAUGAGGAUGCUUUUCUCACUCUCAAGCAGCAAGCAAUCAAGCAGUUCAGGGACCUUGGGCCUCUUGCGCCCUCUGAGCUUGCCAAGGUCAUUAAAAAGCUGGCCCCCAAGGUUCCGGGCCUCGAUGGCCUGACUGCAAUGAUGCUCAAGCAGGCCUCCACGCCCCAGCUCCAGGAGCUUGCGGAUCACAUUGCAGCUUGGGAAAGCAGUGGGGCCAUGCCAGGCCCGGUCCUCACGACAGGCGUCGCCAUGCUUCCCAAAAAGCCUGAAAGGGAACGACCCAUAGGACUUACUUCCUUCGGGUAUCGUCUUUGGGCCCGGGCACGUUGGCCUUUGUACGAAAAGUGGGCGGAGCAAUACUCUGAUGCUGCUCCGUGGGAUGGCGCCAAGAAGGGCAUGGCGUCGUUGGAUAUAGCCCUGACCCGUUUGGUUCGCGGCGAAAUCCAACACCAUCUCAAAAAGCAGGGCACUACCCUGCUGCUUGAUUUGAGGGAAUUCUACGAGCAUGUUGGCUUGUUGCAACUUGUUCUGCAAGCCCAACAGCACGACUUCCCUCCCCUUAUCUUGCACCAUUGCUUGUCGCUUUACACCCACUCCAGAUACAUCUGCACGGAGGAGACCUUGUCUGCCCCGGUCAAGCCAACCAGAGGCAUCAUUGCUGGAUGCCCCUAUGCCCCGGGGUUGUCCAAGCUUGUGAUGCACCCGGUUAUGUCUGAGUUAUGGGCCGACCCAAACUUAGACCACUGCGACUUGUACAUCGAUGACUCCAGUUUCGACAUUGAGGGCAAGUCGACUACGGAAGUGGUGCACAAGUCUUUGAAAGUUUGGCGACACGUCAAGCAAGCCUUUCAGGCCCAGCACCUCCCAAUCUCUAUUGGCAAAUCGGCAUGGGUCUGCUCCAGCCGGGCCAUGGAGAAAAAGCUUGCUGAACACUUGGGACCUGAAGAUCCCAAAAUCCAAUCCUGUUGGAGAGACUUGGGGAUUGACUCGGCUGGAGGCAAGCGCCGGCGAGCAUGCAAGAGCGGUUCUCGGGCCACGGAGAGCCUUGGAGGAUCGCGGCAGCCCCUGGGAGCCACUCUUUGCUACGCAAAGGACAUGGGUUGGACGGCCCUCUCCCUUACCCAGUGGAGGAUUGAUGGCGAACUUUGGUGUGUUGAGGACCCAGUUCAGCUGGAGAAGGUGGUCAAGCUGAUCCACCGCCACUGGGCAAGGAAGCGCAGUGAUGCAGUCAGCGGGUUGGAAGCCUCUGCCGCGCUGAAAGCCGGAGUCGACUGGACUGUUGGCAAAAAGAUCCUUAAGAGCACCUGCUAUGACUGCAAGUGGUGGCAAGAAAACCAUCCAGUCCCUGCAGCAGUCCAGACAGCUUUGAGCCAGCUGCCCACUUGUGUCAAGGUCAGGGGUCUCCCGCCAGUAUCCCCGACGUCACCCAACCCACGGGACAUCAAGCUCACGGGGUUAUGGAAACAGGCUACGAAGUUGGACGACCCUCAGCUCAAGUUUGCAACGGAUGGGUCCCCAGGCUGCACAGGUGAUCCGCGCUGCUGGCGGAUGACAUGGGCGGCAAUAGCCUUUGUUUGCCGGGAAGGCAGCAUAGAGGUCCUGGCCACGGCCACGGGCCCGGUGCCAGGUGAUCAAACAGUAUUCCGGGCUGAGGCUAUGGCCCUCCUUUUCAUAGCCGAGCAUACGACAGGUGAUGUUGACAUCACCAUGGAUGCAAAGAGUGUUAAGACCAGGGUGGAGCGACGUUCGCUGGGCAAAACCUCCCUGGACCUUUUCACUCCCCUCCGGGAGCAAUCUGAUCGCUUACACCUUCGCUGGAUUCGAAGUCACCGGUCCCCUGAGCAGCACUGUCAAGAGUUUGGGGCCGAGACCAAGUGGCGUUGGCUAGCCAAUGGGGUGGUUGACAAGCUGGCAGGAGACGAGGCUAAUGGAGCCAGAGACCUCGCUUUUGAGGCUCAGCUCCAGGCCCUCGAUAAGGCAACUCAUAGGGUGCAGGGUUUCCUGGCCGAAAGGGUCGCUCUCUUGUUUGGCUAUGAUAAAGAUCAAGGCCCGCAGGUGACCUUUGACGGGGAGUCUGUCCCUGCCUCCAAGCAGGCUCGACCCUCGGGUCUUUGCCGAAAGAAGCGCAAUCCAACGAGCCAGGAGUCCCAACCGAAGCCUCCCCCAGAGCACUCGGACAACCCCAACAAGAGGGACCUACUCAGGGCUGUGGUGAGUAACCCGCCCUUGGGCCAUCAGUGGAUCUGGACUUCAGAGCACCAAA
Symbiodinium necroappetens is the source of this 3771-nucleotide messenger RNA. The record is from the annotation of a GenBank genome assembly. NCBI's taxonomy places the organism in Eukaryota, Dinophyceae, Suessiales, Symbiodiniaceae.